AUGGCGCAAAAAGCUGUCAAAACGCUGGCCGCAGCCAACACGCGCCGCCUGAACCAGACCCUCGUCGCAACCCUCGUCAUCCACCUCUUCUUCUGGCUGUUCCGCGCCCUGCUCUUCCGCUCCAGCUUCACCCGCAAAUCGCUUCUGCUGUAUCUUGUGCUUGCAUCCCCGCAGCUCCUCAUCAACUUCCUGUUUGAAAAGCAGUCACGACCUGUCAAUGCUGCGGAUGGCUCCAUCAAGCGUGCGGGGGAGGACCUCGAGGCCAAAGGUCUGACUGAGUACCUCUGGGACAUUACGUACUGGACGUAUGGUAAUCUGUUGUUGGUCACUUUCCUUGGGGAUUGGGCAUGGAUCUUCUGGGGUAUGAUUCCGCUGUACAGUGUCUGGCUGGCGUGGACGACCUAUACCGGGAUGAGGGGCGGCGGGUACCAGGAUGCUGCAGGCGUGCCGCAGCCAGAAGCAGGAACGAGCAAGAGGCAAGCCAAGUUAGAGAAGAGGGGCGGUCAGAAGGUGCAAUACCGGUAA
Didymosphaeria variabile is the source of this 525-nucleotide messenger RNA. RefSeq lists its product as uncharacterized. Gene Ontology annotation, cellular component: intracellular membrane-bounded organelle. The coding region runs from base 1 to 525 and encodes 174 amino acids. Lineage: Eukaryota; Fungi; Ascomycota; Dothideomycetes; Pleosporales; Didymosphaeriaceae. Gene Ontology annotation, biological process: vacuolar protein processing. The record is from RefSeq and is a predicted model, not a curated record. The transcript has 2 exons.